GACCGAGGCUGGCACUUUGAAGGUGAUGCUUAUCCCACAAUUCAAGAGCUGGUUAGAAAGCAGUAUGAGUCCAGACGACCAGUCACAACCAAAUCUGGGGCUAUCUUGAAGAAACCUAUCCUGCGAGAGUGGGAGUUACUUAAUGAUGAUAUUGAGUUGAAAAUGAAGAUUGGAACU
Molecule: messenger RNA, 177 nt
Organism: Candidula unifasciata
Lineage: Eukaryota; Metazoa; Mollusca; Gastropoda; Stylommatophora; Geomitridae
Source: the annotation of a GenBank genome assembly